GCCACUUCCAGGGUGGGCUGAGAGGCACUGCCACCAGCCCCCCCAGAAUGCCAACGCUCUCUUCCCAUGAGGAUCCAGCCUGGGGCAGAUACCGUGAGGUGCUUGAGGAAGCGAACAGGCUGGAGCACGACUUGGAGGCCGAAGGGGACUCGGAUGGGCCAGGCCCUGGUGGCCUUCCCACCCUGGCGGAACUGGAGUGGGACCCAGCGGGGGACGUAGGGAACCUUAGGCCCUUGGGCCAAAAGGCAGCUGGAACACCCGGGGCCCCCUGUGAGCUGUGUGGCCACAGGGGCCCUGAGGGCAGGGGAUUAGAGUUUGAGGACGCACUCACGUUGGGCCUCAGCCACCGAAACCACUUAGCAGGUCACCGAAGACGGUCCCUGAUCCUGAAGUCUCAGCUGCCGGCUGCUGUCUACCCUCUGGUGAAGAAGAGGCAGACGUCUCCGGAUGUGAUAUUGGAGGUGGAUUCUGGUGAACCUGCCCCGACAGCCCGGUGGCCUCUGAUCCUCCUCUUCCUCGUCUGUCUUCUGGUGGGGGCCACGUUGCUCUGGCCCAGGUCAGGAGACCUCUGCUGCCCUCCCACCUGGCUCACCUGGACGCCCUACCUGGUGCUCAGCUAUGUCAAUGGUCCCCCACCAACCUGAGUCCACA
This is a messenger RNA of Echinops telfairi (small Madagascar hedgehog), 651 nucleotides long. It is a transcript of the gene SYNE4, whose product is annotated as spectrin repeat containing nuclear envelope family member 4. Lineage: Eukaryota; Metazoa; Chordata; Mammalia; Afrosoricida; Tenrecidae. Gene Ontology annotation, cellular component: meiotic nuclear membrane microtubule tethering complex; nuclear envelope; nuclear outer membrane. The coding region runs from base 48 to 644 and encodes 198 amino acids. The transcript has 5 exons. The record is from RefSeq and is a predicted model, not a curated record. Gene Ontology annotation, biological process: establishment of epithelial cell apical/basal polarity.